Cricetulus griseus (Chinese hamster) is the source of this 7569-nucleotide messenger RNA. The record is from RefSeq and is a predicted model, not a curated record. NCBI's taxonomy places the organism in Eukaryota, Metazoa, Chordata, Mammalia, Rodentia, Cricetidae.
UUUACAUUUAUGCCGGAUUCUCAGUGAAAAUAAAAGCCAUGACAGUUCGACCUACAGAGAUUUUCAACAAGCUCUCUAUGAGUUGUCAUACCAUGUCAUUAAAGGAAAUUUAAAGCAUGAACAGGCAUCUAGUGUUCUUAAUGACAUUAGUGAAUUUCGUGAGGAUAUGCCUUCUAUUCUUGCUGAUGUAUUCUGCAUAUUAGAUAUUGAGACAAAUUGUUUAGAAGAAAAAAGCAAGAGAGACAAUUUUACACAAUUGGUAUUAGCAUGUUUGUAUUUAGUUUCAGACACAGUUCUGAAGGAACGCUUGGAUCCAGAAACUUUGGAGUCAUUAGGGCUAAUCAAACAAUCUCAGCAGUUCAAUCAAAAGUCAGUUAAAAUAAAGACAAAACUCUUCUAUAAGCAACAAAAAUUCAAUUUAUUAAGAGAAGAGAAUGAAGGUUAUGCCAAGCUGAUUGCUGAAUUGGGGCAAGAUUUAUCUGCAAAUAUUACUAGCGAUUUAAUAUUAGAAAAUAUCAAAUCUUUAAUAGGAUGCUUUAAUUUGGAUCCCAAUAGAGUUUUGGAUGUAAUUUUAGAAGUGUUUGAAUGCAGGCCAGAACACGAUGACUUCUUUAUAUCUUUAUUAGAAUCUUACAUGAGCAUGUGUGAACCGCAAACACUGUGUCAUAUUCUUGGGUUCAAAUUCAAGUUUUACCAGGAACCAAGUGGUGAGACUCCUUCGUCUUUAUACAGAGUUGCAGCAGUGCUUCUGCAAUUUAAUCUCAUAGAUUUAGAUGAUCUUUACGUACAUCUUCUACCAGCUGAUAAUUCCAUUAUGGAUGAAUACAAACGAGAAAUUGUGGAAGCUAAGCAAAUUGUAAGAAAACUAACAAUGGUUGUAUUGUCUACUGAAAAACUUGAUGAACGAGACAAAGAAAAGGACAAAGAUGAUGAGAAAGUAGAGAAGCCACCUGACAACCAAAAACUUGGUUUGUUGGAAGCCUUGUUAAAGAUCGGUGAUUGGCAACAUGCACAGAGCAUCAUGGAUCAGAUGCCUCCAUACUAUGCAGCUUCACAUAAAUUAAUAGCUCUAGCUAUUUGCAAGCUCAUUCACGUAACUGUUGAGCCUCUCUACCGAAGAGUUGGUGUUCCUAAAGGUGCUAAAGGCUCACCCAUUAGUGCUUUGCAAAACAAGAGAGCACCAAAGCAAGUAGAGACCUUUGAAGAUUUGAGGAGGGAUGUAUUCAACAUGUUCUGUUACCUUGGCCCUCACCUUUCUCACGACCCCAUUUUAUUUGCAAAAGUCGUGCGCAUAGGCAAGUCAUUUAUGAAGGAGUUUCAGUCUGAUGGAAGCAAACAAGAAGAUAAAGAAAAAACGGAAGUUAUCCUUAGCUGUUUGCUUAGCAUUACUGACCAGGUAUUACUUCCAUCUCUUUCUUUGAUGGACUGCAAUGCUUGCAUGUCUGAGGAACUAUGGGGAAUGUUUAAGACAUUUCCCUAUCAACAUAGAUACCGUCUGUAUGGCCAGUGGAAGAAUGAAACUUAUAAUGGCCACCCACUUUUAGUAAAAGUUAAAGCUCAAACAAUAGACAGAGCUAAGUAUAUCAUGAAGCGGCUAACCAAGGAAAAUGUGAAGCCUUCAGGAAGACAAAUUGGCAAGUUGAGCCACAGCAAUCCAACCAUUUUGUUUGAUUAUAUCUUGUCACAAAUCCAGAAGUAUGAUAACUUAAUAACACCUGUAGUAGAUUCAUUGAAAUACCUCACCUCAUUGAAUUACGAUGUAUUGGCCUAUUGUAUCAUUGAAGCUUUAGCUAAUCCAGAAAAGGAGAAAAUGAAACAUGAUGACACAACCAUCUCAAACUGGCUUCAGAGUCUGGCUAGUUUCUGUGGUGCAGUGUUCCGUAAAUACCCGAUUGAUCUUGCUGGUCUUCUUCAGUAUGUAGCCAAUCAAUUAAAGGCAGGCAAAAGUUUUGAUCUACUAAUAUUGAAAGAAGUGGUACAAAAAAUGGCAGGAAUCGAAGUUAUGGAGGAAAUGACAACAAAGCAAUUAGAGGCCAUGACUGGUGGGGAGCAGCUAAAGGCUGAGGGUGGUUAUUUUGGCCAGAUCAGAAACACUAAAAAAUCUUCUCAGAGAUUAAAGGAUGCACUGCUGGACCAUGAUCUUGCUCUUCCUCUUUGUCUGCUUAUGGCUCAGCAGAGGAAUGGGGUAAUUUUUCAGGAGGGUGGAGAGAAACACUUGAAACUUGUGGGAAAGCUCUAUGACCAGUGUCAUGAUACCCUAGUACAGUUUGGUGGAUUUUUAGCAUCCAAUCUAAGUACAGAAGAUUAUAUAAAGCGAGUGCCUUCAAUUGACGUGCUCUGUAAUGAAUUCCAUACACCUCAUGAUGCAGCAUUUUUCCUGUCUAGGCCAAUGUAUGCACACCAUAUUUCGUCAAAAUAUGAUGAACUUAAAAAAUCGGAAAAGGGAAGUAAACAGCAACAUAAAGUCCAUAAAUACAUUACGUCAUGUGAGAUGGUGAUGGCUCCUGUCCACGAAGCAGUGGUCUCCUUACACGUUUCCAAAGUCUGGGAUGAUAUCAGCCCUCAGUUCUAUGCUACCUUUUGGUCACUGACAAUGUAUGACCUUGCAGUUCCACAUACCAGCUAUGAAAGAGAAGUUAAUAAACUUAAAGUCCAGAUGAAAGCGAUUGAUGACAAUCAGGAAAUGCCCCCAAAUAAAAAGAAAAAAGAGAAGGAGCGUUGCACAGCCCUUCAGGACAAGCUUCUAGAAGAAGAAAAGAAACAGAUGGAACAUGUUCAGAGAGUUCUUCAGAGACUGAAAUUGGAAAAAGACAACUGGCUUUUAGCAAAGUCAACCAAAAAUGAGACCAUCACAAAAUUUCUACAGCUGUGUAUAUUUCCUCGAUGCAUUUUUUCAGCAAUAGAUGCUGUUUACUGUGCUCGUUUUGUUGAAUUGGUACAUCAACAGAAAACUCCAAAUUUUUCCACACUUCUUUGCUAUGACCGAGAAUGUGGAAACUAUCCAGGAUUCCUUACCAUAUUGCGGGCAACUGGAUUUGAUGGUGGAAAUAAAGCUGAUCAAUUAGAUUAUGAAAAUUUUCGACAUGUUGUACAUAAGUGGCAUUACAAACUAACCAAGGCAUCGGUGCAUUGCCUUGAGACAGGCGAAUAUACUCAUAUCAGGAAUAUAUUGAUUGUGCUAACAAAAAUACUUCCUUGGUACCCAAAAGUUUUGAAUCUGGGUCAGGCUUUGGAAAGAAGAGUGAAUAAAAUAUGCCAAGAAGAAAAAGAGAAGAGGCCAGAUCUAUAUGCAUUGGCUAUGGGCUACUGGGGGAUGUUGAAAUGUAGAAAGUCACACAUGAUACCUGAAAAUGAAUUUCAUCACAAAGAUCCUCCUCCAAGAAAUGCUGUUGCCAGUGUACAAAAUGGGCCUGGUGGUGGGACUUCAUCAUCAUCCCUAGGAAGUGCAUCUAAAUCGGAUGAGAGUGGUACUGAGGAGACUGAUAAACCAAGGGAGAGUUCUCAGUGUGGUACAAAAGCUGUGAAUAAGGCUUCUAGUACCACACCAAAAGGGAAUUCAAGCAAUGGAAAUAGUGGUUCUAACAGCAACAAAGCUGUUAAAGAAAAUGAGAAAGAGAAAGUAAAAGAGAAAGAAAAAGAGAAAAAAGAAAAGACUCCAGCUACAACUCCAGAGGCCAGGGUACUUGGUAAAGAUGGUAAAGAAAAAGCAAAGGAAGAGCGGCCAAAUAAAGAUGAAAAAGCAAGAGAGACAAAGGAAAGAACGCCUAAGUCCGACAAAGAGAAAGAAAAAUUCAAGAAGGAAGAAAAAGCUAAAGAUGAGAAAUUCAAGACCACACCCCCCAGCGUAGAAUUAAAGUCAUCUCAAGAAAGAGAAAGAGAAAAGGAGCCAUCCAGAGAAAGAGAUAUAGCAAAGGAAAUGAAGUCAAAGGAAAAUGUUAAAGGAGGAGAAAAAACGCCAGUUUCAGGGUCCUUGAAGUCACCUGUUCCCAGAUCAGAUAUCUCGGAGACUGAAAGGGAACAAAAACGCCGCAAAAUUGAUACUCAUCCUUCUCCAUCACAUUCCUCCACAGUAAAGGUUACAGACACACUUCCCAAAGUUCCUCUGGGUUCUGAGAACUAUGCCAGCUCACCUGUCAUCUCCAUUCAUUUUCUACAGGACAGUCUCGUCGAUCUCAAGGAAUCUUCAGCAAAGCUCUACAUUAAUCAUACUCCACCACUGUCCAAGAGUAAGGAGAGAGAAAUGGACAAGAAAGAUUUGGACAAGUCAAGGGAAAGAUCCAGAGAAAGAGAGAAAAAAGAUGAAAAGGACAGGAAAGAGCGGAAAAGGGAUCACUCAAACAAUGACCGCGAAGGGCCACCGGACAUAACAAAGAGGCGGAAAGAGGAAAAUGGAACAAUGGGGGUUUCAAAACACAAAAGUGAGAGUCCAUGUGAGUCUCAAUAUCCAAAUGAGAAAGACAAAGAGAAAAAUAAAUCAAAAUCUUCAGGCAAAGAAAAAGGCAGUAGUGAUUCGUUUAAAUCUGAGAAGAUGGAUAAAAUCUCCUCUGGUGGCAAAAAGGAAUCCAGGCAUGAUAAAGAAAAGAUAGAAAAGAAAGAGAAACGGGAUAGUUCAGGAGGAAAGGAAGAGAAGAAACAUCAUAAGUCCUCUGACAAGCACAGAUAAUGAACACUUUCAACCAAGGGUGUGGACAGACCCCUAAGCUGAACGUCUCCCAGAGGAGGAUGCCAAAGCUCCAUGAGUCACUCUCAGAAUAAUAUCUCCCAUAAUUAAGAGCUUCUGGUGCUGUCCAUUUUAUGGGAAUCUGCUUUAAGUCAGAAGAUGCAAACACACCACCAUCCUUUUGACAAGACAUUCCAAAGUCACUGAUUUUCAGAACAUUAUUUUCACCUGCAGGCAAUUUCUUGGAGCAAGGUCCCUGUGCAUACCAUUUUUACUUGAGAUAUGCCAUCCAGAAGCAACGUCUAAUGAAAAAUUCACUAGCUGACUUUUAGUUCACCCUUCUUUCUCAGAAAGGAGAGGAAAUUGCCUCCUGGAACCAAUUCCUUAAAGAUGUAGAUAGGUUGCCUUUGUGUGUGAACUCUUUAAGUGUGAAAACAUUGGGAUGAUUAUGUUGUUUGGAGGGUUUUGGCUUCUUGUAAAAUUUUAAUUUUAAUUCCAGUUGCUGGGAAAGAUCUUUAUAUGCUUCAACAACAUUUUUAUCCUUUAAUGUACCCUUAAGUAUGUCAUCAAAAGUUCCUUGUCCUUAAGGAAUUCUCAUAAUGUGACAUCAUCAUGAUUGAGACCCCAUUUCUUACUCUGAUUAUGGUCAUGUGGAUACCAUGAUGUUCUUUUUUUUUAUUGGAAUAUUACAUAGACAUCAUCAUGAUCAAGGACCCAUUUCUUAUUCUCAAAAGUAUGGUUAUGUGAAUAUCAUAAUGAAUUUAAUUGGGACAUUAUUCACUUUCACUCUAAAAUACUUGAGAUGCAAUCACCAUUUGAAAGUGGACAAUUCAGUGGUCUCUAGUAUAUUUACUGUGUGAUGCAGUCAUCACCAUAGUCUAAUCUCGGAACAUUUUUCUGACCUAAAAAAAAAAAAAAAAAAAAAAAAAAAAGAAAGAAAAACAUGCGGGUUAGCAGUCACUUUUAACUCUCCUUUUCUCUAGCCGCUGGAAGCUACUGACCCAUUUUCUGUCUAUGAAUUUGCCUGGUUUGGGACAUUUCAUAUAAAUGGAAUCGUGCAAUAUCAUGUCCUUUGGGGCCAGGGUUCUUUCAACUGCAGUUAUGUUAUCUAGAGUUAUCCAUGGUGUAGCAUGUGUCAAUAAUCCAUUCCUUUUUAUGGUUAAAUAUUCCAUAGAAUGAAUGUGUGCUAUGUUUUGUUUACCCAUUUAUGAAUUGAUGGACAGGAACAAUUAUUUUUUUAAGUAUUAAAAUUGUAAGUUGAACAUCAGUGUAUCCAAAACUCUAAUUGAUGAUGUCCAGAUUACACAUGGCAUGCACAGAAUGCUGUGUAAAAAAGGAUGUAGAAAUUAUUUGUCAGCAUUUCAUACAAGUGUGAUUAUUUUCUAAGUCCCCUUCUAGCUAUGAUUUUUAGGAACUGUUUGAAUGUAGUAUUUUCAUUAAUAAAGUUUAAUGCAUUAAGCAUUAAUUUAAAAUUUGAGAACAUGUAAUGAUCAGUAAUGAUCAUGUUUUGAGUUUAUUUCAUUAUGCAGUAUUUGAAAAAAAUGUCUACAUAAAGGAAAGGAAAUGAGUAUAAUUGAGUCAAUAUAUUUUUAAAGCAAUUUUUAUAAUUUAGCAGACAUUGCAUCUUAAUAUAAUUCACUAUUAAAAUUGUGUCCUUGUGAAAAAAGUCGAUGUCAUUUUUCUAUUUCUUUUGGCUAAUUAUGUAAAAUAGGUUCCUUUCCUUUGCUACUUGUUCUGUUUAUUUUUGAUACAUUAUUCCUUGCACCUAUAGAGUGUUGUACCUGUUAGUCUUUAAUCUUUUUCUCUCUGUCCCACAAACCUUCCAUCCUCUCACAUACAAAAUGUCCAGUGUUUCUUAAAAUUCAUAGUGUCUUAAUGGUUUCUAAGAAUGGAUAAAGACACAGAAAUAUUUCAUCGUCUUCUGGGAACUCCAUCAUCCAGGCCUUUGUUAUUAACAGAAUUCACUGAGGUUUCUUCCUGAAUGGUUUUUUCCUCUGUCUUUUCCUUCCCCUCGAUCACUUUCUGGCCCUCCAUUUCUGGUCUCGUCUUUCCCUGCUGUAGCCUUCCUCCUUAUAUUUUCCUUAGACUCCUUGUCUAUUUAUAUAACUAAUUUGUCUUUUUUCAGGUGGAAAGAAUGAAAUGAAUUCAUGCAGCUGUGACCAGAAUUUUAUUUUCCUGAGUAGAUUUCUGAGAAUUGUGAAUGAAGUGGGCCCAUUUUCAGUUAUCUGCUUUAUUAUUGCUCCAUGCAGAAAACCUAAAAUUGUUGUAUUAUAUGUUAUUGUACUUUAACUUGUUGCUUAAUUUCUACAUGUUUAUUUUCAGUAAUGGCUGGAAGUGUUAAUUAUUCCAUUAUUUUAGCACAAUGUGCUGCAUAUACUUCCCAAUAAGCAAAUAAGGUUACAUGUGUACAGAAUUUCACUUUUGAUUAAAUAUUGCCUGGGUUUCGGUCCUUUCCCCCAUUUGAAAUGCUUCCUUUUUAAUGUUUGGAACUGAAAAUAAGCAGUUACUGAAUGAUUUUGAAUUUACCUCAUUUUAGAACUCAGUUUUAAUUUAUUUGGCCUGGUUUUUUUUAAUAUUAGUCACUAAAAAUAAAGUGGAACACUGUCUUAUGCAAUGCCUAAGAAUCGUUUUAUAUAGUAUGUGUACAACAUUAAAACCUGUUCUACAAAGAAAAAUAUACCAGCGCUCACUUGUCAUUUGCCAUUUUUCUUGUAAUUAGGAAAUAUUGGGGGGGAAGAGGGGGAUAAAAGAUUAAUUGUGUUUUAAUUUUACAGCUACCGGAGCUUUGUAUUGCUAAACUUAAUCUGGAAAAGUUUCACAGUGACAUUUUUAGAGAAUUUUUUAUCUACUGAAUUCUACCAGUGUAACCAUUUUUUCUAAAUAAACAAUAGUUUUCACAAAUGACUAUA